AUGUCAAAUAAAUCUGAGGAACAAAAUAAACCUGAUAAAAUUAAUGAAGUUAAAGAUAAAGAUUUUAAAAUAAAUUUAGUUGGAGAAUAUGAUGGAAAAUUUAAUAUUCAACAAGAAGUAACACAUCAAGCUUUUAAUAUAGUUCAAACAGCUGGUGAUGCAAUUCAACCAUUUAUUCCAUUUUUUACACAAGUUACAGAAGUUGUUAAAGCAUUAUUAUUAGCAAAUGAAACAGCAAAAUGUAAUCAAAAAAUUUGUUUAGCUUUAAUUGAUAGAGUUGAAAUUGCUCAACAAGCUGUAAAUUCAUUACAACGACAACAAUUAGAAAAUGAAAAAUUAUUUCGUGAUCAAAAUUAUUAUUAUGCUUGGGUUAGAUUUAUUACAGUUUUAGAAAAUAUUAGAAAAUUUGCUAAAGAAAUUACUCAAUUAUCAAGUUUACAAAAAUAUUUAAGUGCAAUGACUGUUAAAGAAACUUUUGAUAAGAAUAUUAAAGAUUUUGAAGAUAAUAUGGGAGAAUUAAAGUCUGAUGUUAAAAUAGUAAUGAAGGAGUUAACACAAUUAUCAACAAACAUAAGUGAAUUGACUAAACAAAUCACUAAAACAGAAGGUGGACACACUGGUACAGCAGAUACCGCAAAAUUAAUAUUGAACAAAGCUUAUGAAGCACCUAAUAUAGAUCCAGCGGACCUUGAACCUUAUCCUCUUAGUGGAUAUGAACCUAGAAUUUCAAAUUUUGAACUUAGUCAUACUGAACAUGAGAAAUCUUUGGAAGUAAAGAGUAUAUUGGAUAUAAUUAGAUGGUUAGCACCUGAAAAAAUGUGUAAUGAUUCAAAAAAACGAUAUAAUCUUAAUAGACGAUAUGAUCAUAAAUCUGUAAUUCAAAAUCAUGUCAUGAGUCAAAAACGGGAAACGAUGGAAAUAUUUAUUUACCCUCACCCAAUUCCUCAAAUACUUGCUAAAAUAAUUAAGAAAGCUUGGAAUCAUGAACCUUCUCAGCGUCCAAAGGUUACGGAAAUGCUAUCAGAACUUAAGGAUCUUUAUGAACGCUAUGUUCCUAAUGGUACUUCUCCAAAAGUAUGUCCUAAAGGUGAAAAUGAUGAUAUUCCUGUCCCUGGGUUUACUCUUCCAUCAGCAACGAGCAAUCAAAGAUCAAAUAGUAUUCACAGCAAAAAUAAUAGCGAAAAUACCUUUAGUUUGCCUGAAGAUU
This is a messenger RNA of Scutellospora calospora, 1207 nucleotides long. Lineage: Eukaryota; Fungi; Glomeromycota; Glomeromycetes; Diversisporales; Gigasporaceae. The record is from the annotation of a GenBank genome assembly.